UUAUUUCUGCUAAAGCCUGAAGUGUUUCGGGUCUCACAUUUCAUCAGUUUAAAUUCGAUUCUCACCAGCGAUUCGGUUCCGGCACCGGUGAAUUUUCAUCAUUCACUUUAUCCAUUUAAGAGAGUUGUAUUAACAGAUUCCGGCGAAGUAUAGAGGAGACAGAGGGAUAAAGAAACUAUGAGUGUGUUUGGAGGAGAUAGCUGGGCGAGGGAAGCGCAAUGUAGGAAGAGAAGAGUCGAUGAGUUGAUGGUUGACAACAUCGAUUCUUCUGCUUAUAAGAAACUCUCCAGCGGCAAAUUUGUCUGCAUCGUUUGCUCUCACCGUCCGGUCCUCGACACUCCCCUCAUGCUCUCUGUACAUGUCAAAGGUUCAAGCCAUCGAGCAGCAGAGUCAAGGCUUAGAGAAAGAGAAUUAGGGAGGCAAGAUGAGAUAAACAAGAGAAUAGCCUUGUCAGAAUGUGAAACUGCCACCUCCAAAACCUUGACAUCCAGCCAGUUAUGUAGAUCAGCAAGCAAACCACUGAUUGAACGCACAAGGAAAGCUGCUUCUGACGUACUUCAUCAAAAUUUGGCACAAAGUACUUCUUCUCAAGGGAAUGAGAUCAAAUGUACCAAGGCUGAUACUACAAGUGUUCUAGCUAAUCAAAGAAAUAGUCAAUGUGUUCAGAUAGGAAUCACAACAAAUCAAAGUAUCAUGUCUCAGGCAUACAACCAGGAACGACGAGAAAGGGAACUUAAGUUCACAUCUGCUGGCUGGAAGCGUGAUGGCCAUGGGAAGUGGUUUAAGGAUGAAAAUGUAGAGUUUGAUUCAGAUGAAGAAGAUCCUAAUCUCUGCUUUCCAUGACUAUUGGUUGAAAACAAGUGUCCAUCACUAUGUAUCACUUUCCUUGCAGGGAGUUGAUUACUGGUUCCAUUCAAGUUCAAGAUAAUCCAGAUGUAUUCCAAUUUCUGAAUGUCCCUGUAAUUCAUGGUUAUGAUUCUUGUUCACACUACAAGUUAUCGAUAAACAUGAGAAAGUUACACUGGUUUUGUUGGAUGAGAUUUCAAUUUAACAGGUGCGCGCGUCUCUGAACAUGAGAAAGUUAAAUGAGAUAGGAUUGAGCACUUGAGUGCUGGAAUACUGGUGGAGCAACUGAGGCGACGAUGGUUAAGGGUCUCUCCACUUCAGAGUCCAUUAAUUAACUUAAGUCUUAACUUUACCAUUUUCUUGAGUGCAACACUUAAAUUUUAUUAAAAUCGUAAGUCCAAGUUCAUCAAAAUCUAUUACUUUAGUUCACCUAACCCACGUCACAUUAGAUAAUCACACUUUCUCUUAAUUGAAUCACUUUAUUCAUGUAAUAAUAACUUUCUUGUGGAUUGUUCAUGUAUUAGGUGUAUGUGUCAUCGAGAUGUG
Molecule: messenger RNA, 1392 nt
Organism: Solanum tuberosum (potato)
Lineage: Eukaryota; Viridiplantae; Streptophyta; Magnoliopsida; Solanales; Solanaceae
Product: sodium channel modifier 1-like
Exons: 4
Coding region: 178-843 (221 amino acids)
Biological process (GO): RNA splicing
Cellular component (GO): nucleus
Source: RefSeq, a predicted model, not a curated record